CCACACCGUUCCAAUAAACAUCUUCUAAGCGUUAAGUUCGGUCAGCUGUUUUACAUUAGUUUGCUUAAACCCAAUUAAACAAAAACAUACAAAUAUAAGCAGCACCAAGGCACUUAGCACUUUUGUUGAAUCGAUCCACUUAAAGUAGGAGUUCAGCCCUGGGCAUGAAGACAAGGAACAUAGAAAUUUUGGACUUUUAACUCAAAUUAGACGAGCAGUGCUUUGAGCAAUUUUAGCAAUGCCAAUUAUUUAGAGCAAAUACAUCUACAUAUGUUUUCCCUUAAUUGCUGAAAGGUGUUGUUGAGCUCAAAAACUCAACUCAUUUCAAUUAAACGUUGCGCUUCAAAAACUAGUGUUUACUUUAAUUUGUAGCAGAAUUAGAAUACACCUUUUAUGUUGGAAGCUCAAUCGCUUUAUACUCCUGAACGCAAAUAACUCGACUUUCAAAUGGAGGUGACAGCAUGUUAUCGAUAACCGAUUUCAGAGUUGCAUGGGCUUCGUGUGAGUUUUGAAUCGCUGUUUGAAAAUUUGUGUAUUUCCUGCAUUAAAUGCUAUUCAAGGGGCUCUAAAAAGCAAGUGCGAUCCACGAUAGACAACUUACGAACUACAUGCCAAGCCCUCAACGAUGCGGGGCUGAAUUUUGUGAAUGUAAUGAGCGGCAAGAGGUUGCCUAAUUUUUGGCGGGAAGUCGAGGCCUCGGGAGUGCCAUCGUCAUCUCUAAUGGCAACUGAAACAUAGCAGACAUAGAACGAAUUUUAACAAAACAAAUAGGUUUAUCUCCCCUUUGAGAAGGCUGCCUGACAUUUUGACAUCCCAACGAAAAUUCCCAGUAGCAAAACACCAAUGGAUGCAACGUGGGCAAUGGAGCAGCUGCUGGCUGCAGUUGAGCUGAGCCGUAGCCAGAGCGAGGCCACCACACCAACGGCCACGACCACCAUAUCGAUCUGGAGCGCCCCCACUCAGGGCAGUGGCUUCACUUCCAUGGACCCUGUCUCCUUUCGGUUCCGCUUGGACGGGCAGCCCAUACUGCCACCGCUGAUGACGAGCGCUAAGAGGCACGAGGCGCAGCUGGCCCGCCAGAUGGCUGAAAGGCUGGAGGAGCAGUACCGCCUGGCCAGAAACUCGGCGGGUUCCGACAUGGCCAGUCGCAGAAGUCUGUCGCAGCUGCAGCAGACGCCCACGUUCAUCUAUGACAGCACACGGGACCAGGCUCGACCUCAGACUCUGGUCUUGGGCAUACAGCUGCCCGCCAUACAGGUGGAUCCGCCCACGCCGCAGCCGUUUGAGGAGCCAAUAGACAACACUUCCCCCAGACGGCAUAAUCGCAUUACCGACCGUAUCCUGCAGUUCGAGCAGUCGGGAGUGGGCAAGCUGCUGCCCAAAAUUCCAGACAAGAAGAUCCUGGGCCCAAGUCCUGCGAUAGCCGAGGAUCAGCGGAAGCAGCAUCAGGAUACAAGGGCAAAGGAGCUCGGCAGUCCACUGGCAGCACCAGCUAGCUUUCAGCGCUCGAGAAGUUUCACCGUGGAGGAGCCCUCCCAGGGUCUCGUAGAGCACAUGCAGAGGGAGGCCCUGGCCAUCAAGCCCAGCCAGAGUUUGGCCAACUUCCAGAAGCAGACCAUCGAGUCUCAGGCGAAGCGGGUGAACCGUAGUGCUAGGAGCAUCUGCAGCAACAACAGCAACAAUAGUUACACUAGCUCCGCAACCAAGGCCACCAUCGGGACUAACAGCACAGCCGCAGGCAGCAGCUGCUCCAGGCGGGAUUGCGAGGUGGAGCGCAUAAUAGAACGGGCGCUGGACGAGCAUGGCGCCUUGGAAGCCAGUCGGAAGGCCAGAGUGCGCACCUAUCUGCGUGGGCAUCGGGAGCGGAUGAAGCAAUUGGUCAUCUAUCAGGAGGAGGAACGUCGUCGCAUGCAGUCCCAUUUUGAUGAUCAGCAGCGGCAGCUCAUAGAGGAACUGUGUGCUGAAAUCGACGUUUCCUCGGGCACCGAAAAUACUGACGGUCUGAUGUCGCAAAGCACCAGCACGGGAGACCUGCAGCGUUACUCAUUCACGCCUAAGAUAUCCUCCUUCCAGGAUGCGGAUGACUUUCUGACAAUGGAGGAGGACAGGCGGCAAAUGGCGGCUUCUUCUUCCGCUCGGAAGAGGCUCUUCAGUCCGAAACUAUCACACGGCUACGACUCGGAACCGCAGGCGCUAGGGGAGAUUAGUGCUCCCAGCACACCGCGAUCAUUGCCUCUCAGGAACAGCAGCCAAACCAAUAGCAGACGAAGUGGCCAAGUUGUCCGGCGACGAUCGCAAACUGUGGGCAGUAGUCCCAGGAAAACAAUCACCGUUGCAGACCGCGAGGUGAAGAAAUCACCAGCGAAGCCUGGAGGUGGAACAGGACGACCAAAGAGCUCCCCGGGAAAAAAUAUCUCCUCCAUAGCGAAAAGGGGAAACGCACCACCGAAAAGCGUCUCACCGCCCAAGCGACUGGGCAAUAAACCUGUCGAGCUGGAGCAGGAAGAGCGCCAGUGGGCAGCCACACGUAUAAACGCCGCUGCGCGAGGAUUCUUGGUCCGCCGGCUUUUUGCAACCGAGCAAGUGCAGCGAAUUGUCCAAACCAUUAGGGACACUCUGAUCUUCGUGUUGAACCUGCACCUGGAAACUUGUGGACAUGGCCUGGCUGCAGAGGAGCCUGCAAACUUGCGCCUCAAGGCGCGACUGCUCCAACAGCUCUGCUCCGCCAGUCGCACCCUGCACCUGAUCUUCUUCCAGACCAACAUAAAGGACCGCAUGGAUAUCAUCGCUCGGGAUCGCAAGCGGAUCAAGGCCAAGCUGCUCCUCAAACAUCGCUGAUCCGAUUCGGAUUUCGUAGAACAGCUGAUUGGCAAAAGCACGCGCAGUUUUUUGCCGCCAAGCUUUCGAAGACUGCUCAGCAUUGUAGAUGGAUUCGCCUUGAAAGCUGCGGCGGAUUGCCAAAACAAACGGAACUUUUGAAGCGAGUGGACGUGUGUUCGUGUGUAGGCUGUGAAAGAAAACAACAACUGCAGAAAAAGAAUCAAAAGCGAGAGAAAACUAAUUUAAUAACCAUUAAUUACUAUUGAGCACCUAACCCACAGCAACUGACCAGCUCCCCUCCCACCCUGCCACUCCCCCAGCUGCUCGCGUGCCUCCCCUGCCCAGUUCCACUUUUCCGCCGGCGGCGAAUUCAGCACGACUCACCAAAUUAAGAUAAUAAUAAUACAAAUAAUAAAACCAGACCAAAAACAGAUUUCGUAACUCGUAAAUCGAAGAACAGUGGGA
Drosophila erecta is the source of this 3285-nucleotide messenger RNA. RefSeq lists its product as uncharacterized. Gene Ontology annotation, biological process: centriole replication; regulation of cytokinesis; centrosome duplication. The record is from RefSeq and is a predicted model, not a curated record. Bases 844 to 2838 code for a protein of 664 amino acids. Gene Ontology annotation, molecular function: protein binding. Lineage: Eukaryota; Metazoa; Arthropoda; Insecta; Diptera; Drosophilidae. Gene Ontology annotation, cellular component: centriole. The transcript is spliced from 7 exons.